AUGAGACAACUCAUUAGUCUCAUCGUCUUCUUAGUCUUAUUUUUAGUGGUCGGAGAGAAUGGGUUCGUAUAUGCUUAUUCUAGAAUACGGAGUUCUAAAGGGCAAAGUUUAGCAAGUUAUAAAAAUUUAGAAAAGCGGAUGAAUAGUGUUGUCGGUCAAAGUAAUAGAGAUAUGAUCAAGACAUCAAUAACAACGCCAUAUGAUGCCUAUCCGACAAUACAUAGAGCAACUUCUUAUGCCCCUUCUCCCACGACCACUAAAAAAGCAUUCCCUGAAAAUAAAGUGGACGAUUACGUGAGAGCUCGAGACGUCUCACCCAAUAUAUCAGUACCUAAUCUUCAACCUAAUAGUCAAUCUAAUAGUCAAUCUAAUAAUCAACCCAGUAGUCAAUCUAAUAAUCAACCCAGUAGUCAAUCUAAUACACAAUCUGAUAAUACUCCACAAAAUAACAAUAGCCCUGGUACAUCGUCUGAUACAUCACAAAAUAACAAUAAACCUAAUACACAAUCUACAUCGUCCGAUACAUCACAAAAUAACAAUCAACCUAAUACACCAUCUACAUCGUCCGAUACAUCACAAAAUAAUAAUAAACCUGAUACAUCACAAAGCAACAAUUCUAAUUCAAAAGAUACACCAAUUGAUAUUUCACCAACCGAUUCAACUGAUACCUCAAAUGGCAAAAACACCAGUCCUAGUGGGACAUCAGAUUCUAGUUCGCCAUCAGGAAAUAGUAUACCUUUACCAGACAUACCAGUUCCCAGUUCGUCAUCAGAUUCUAAUUCGCAACCUAACCAACCUGUACGUGCUGUCGAUCAACCAGCAGAUCCAUCAACUGAUACUAGUUCGCAAUCAGGAAAUAAUAUUCCUUUACCAAACAUACCAGUUCCCAGUCCGCCAUCAGAUUCUAAUUCGCAACCUAACCAACCUGUACUUGCUGUCUCUCCACCAGCACCAAAUCCAUCAACUCCCGAUCCAACACCAGAUACUAGUUCGCAAUCAGGAAAUAAUAUUCCUUUACCAAACAUACCAAUUCCCAGCUCGUCAUCAGAUUCUAAUUCGCAACCUAACCAACCUGUACUUGCUGUCUCUCAAGCACCGCAACCAGAAGAAUCACAAAAUCAAAAUAUUCCUAUGCCAAGCCUAGCAAUUCCCAAUCCGCCAUCACCAGAUCCUAGUUCUCCUAACCAACCUGUACGUGCUGUCUCUCAGCCAAAUCAAGUUCAAAAUCCUACACCGGCUCCAAAUUCUAAUCCUUCAGAAGUUAUUCCCCCUCCACUAAAUCCUACACCGGCUCCAAAUUCUAAUCCUAGUGCGGCGGCACCAAAUGCUAAUCCUAGUGCGGCGGCACCAAAUGCUAAUCCUAGUGCGGCGGCACCAAACUCACAAAAUCCUACUGCGGCACCUGAUUCUCCACAAGCUGCAUCUGCCGCACCAAUUGUGACAGUAGUUCCUGCUAACAGUAAUUCACCAAAUGGCGCUUCACAAACAAUUACUUUAGUACCUACUAGCGAGGUUUUAACUAGUGUAGUUCCGACAGUUGCAACAAUAUUAAACAGUAAAUCUAGUUAUCAAUUAUCAACAUAUAGUAUAACAAAUCUUAUUACAACUAGUUAUUUAGCUCCUAAAACAAUGGGAUCUUAUACUCCAGAAGGUACUUCAAUAAAUCAUCCUUCUAGCACAGAUUCGGCUGAUUUUCCAGAUACUAGUCAUAUUAUUGGACCAAUAUUAGGUGCAAUAACAGCUGCUGUAUCAAUAAUGUUUAUUGUAGCUUUAGUUAUUAUUAGGAGAAAAAAGAGUGCCAAAGGACAUUAUAAACUUGAUGAUUUUGAUUAUGAUGAUUUUGAUGCUAAUAACGUGUUACAAUCACCAGAGAUGGCAUAUAUGGGUAAUUCUUAUAGUGAUGUAGUUGAUCCAUAUUAUGAUGCCAUUGAUAUUGAAAGUACUAGUAGCAGUAAUGGUGGCUCUGGUGCCGUUGGUAUGUUGAUUGAUAUUCCAACUCCGACUACUCCGACUACUCCGUCUCCAUCUUAUGAUGGAAGAAGUAGAUUCACUGAAAAGUUCUAA
Molecule: messenger RNA, 2064 nt
Organism: Dentiscutata erythropus
Lineage: Eukaryota; Fungi; Glomeromycota; Glomeromycetes; Diversisporales; Gigasporaceae
Source: the annotation of a GenBank genome assembly